AUGCCUACUAUAACCAGUUAUUUUGGUUUUCUACUAGCAGCUUUGACUAUCACCUCAGCUCUAUUUAUCGGUCUGAGCAAGAUACGACUUAUUUGA
Molecule: messenger RNA, 96 nt
Organism: Prunus dulcis (almond)
Lineage: Eukaryota; Viridiplantae; Streptophyta; Magnoliopsida; Rosales; Rosaceae
Source: the annotation of a RefSeq genome assembly